Messenger RNA from Arvicanthis niloticus (Nile rat), 1527 nucleotides. The record is from RefSeq and is a predicted model, not a curated record. NCBI's taxonomy places the organism in Eukaryota, Metazoa, Chordata, Mammalia, Rodentia, Muridae.
CCUCCUGGAGUAGGGGGUGUGCGGCUCCUCGUCCCGCCCCUGCCUCUGAGUGACAGCAGCGUGGACAGCUGCCCACCCGGCCAGACCCGCAGUUGGGCCGCCCUCGCUGGGCAAUGCUGAGUAAGAAAAAUCAACCAGGAGUGAUUUUUGGCAACUGGAGUUGAAUUUGCCAGGAAUGCUGCAGAGCUUCUGAGACUUUGCUUCGGGAAACAUCUCUCUUUUUUGGCCGCUUUCCAGAGUUUCAACUUGGCAGCCUCAAGGACACAGCGUAAGCAGGCAUUUUGGAGAUCAAAGAUGGGUAGAAAAGACUCUUCCAAUACAAAACUUCCUGUUGAUCAGUACAGAAAGCAAAUAGGUAAACAGGAUUAUAAAAAAACCAAACCUAUUUUACGAGCAACCAAAUUAAAAGCAGAAGCAAAGAAAACAGCAAUAGGCAUAAAGGAAGUUGGCCUCAUGCUAGCAGCUAUCCUGGCCCUGCUCCUGGCGUUCUAUGCUUUCUUUUAUCUCCGACUGUCCACAAAUAUUGACUCUGAUCUGGACCCAGAUGAAGAUUAGCUGAGCAGCAAUCAAGAAAGAAAAGGAAAUAAGUCUGAUAAGAGCAUCUCUGGAGACAAACACAUUGCCAAUUUCCAAAGCUAGAACAGUUUGAAAAUGUGCUUCCUGGUACUGUCAGUUUGCAGAAAUAUCUUUGUGCUUAGUGGCAUAGGGUAUCAAAAAAGGACCUUACUCAGCAAUGUAGGAUCACGUAUGCUACGUGAUACUUUAUAAAUCUCUGAUCUAGCAGAUAGCCUAUUCAUGGUACAGUUAAAUAAGAUGGCGACAUUUUUUUUCCAGAUUUUUUUCAAUUUAUAUGAAUAACUCCAUUGGUUACAAAUCACUAAACCUAUUAUAUCCUGUGUAUAUUAUAAGAAACAUAUAUAUUGCCAUUUGCAGAAGCAUACUCAAAAUCAUAUUCAGACUGCAAGAAGGAAUAGAAAGUCAUAUGAAAUUGCUAUUUUACAAGGAAGCGUGCUUUCUUCCCAGCCAUAUUUUAUGUCAUUAGGGAGACUAUCUGCACAUACAUCCACAGUAAUCUUUUUCUUCCUUGCCAACUGUUAGUGCACAUGUGCUGCGUCAGAAAUGGCACCUGGAUGACAGAAGCUCAAAGAGUCACAUAUGUCCCUAAAGUGGAGUUUCUCGUCUCUUGGGCUGCCUGAACUGGUGUAAAUAGAAAGUUCAGCUGAUCUUGAUUUUAAUUAACUUAUUACACCAUUAAUAUAAAGUUGGAAUUCUAUAUUAAUUAUGUUGUUCUGGCUGCCUGCAGUAUCAGUUUGCCUCUCUUGUUAGGGAGCUGUGUAACAAUCUGCCAUUUAAUUGUGCAGGGUUUUUUACACUGCAGAAUUAGCAGGAGUGUACGUACACAGAAUAAUUUUAUUGGCUCGUCUCUUAAAUUUGAACAUUACAAAGUUUUUUUAAUUGCAUUUUGUCUCUUGUGAAUUAAUUAUGACUCUGUAGAAGAAAUAAUAAAAAAAUAUAUGUUACAUGUUA